AUGGCUUAUGUAUGUGAGACAGUAUUCAGCCAGAAAAAGAUGAUGAUGGGGAUGAUUUGGAAUGGGGAGGCAGCCUUGCCAUUUAAUGCAUCAGUUGCCCUCAGUCGCUUCCCAUUUGGUGUCAUCCACUGUCUUGCUAAAGGUGCAGUCUGUCCCAUCGUCCCAGCCAUUGAUGAAGAUAGUAAACCAUCUCAAGCUCAUAACUGGCUGCCGGCUAAACCAGGUGGACGGGUGAAAUGUCAGUAUAUUUCUGCUGUGGAUAAAGUGAUCUUUGUGGACGAUUAUGCAGUAGGAUGUAGGAAAGAUCUCAAUGGCAUCUUACUGUUAGACACAGCUCUGCAAACACCUGUUUCAAAACAAGAUGACGUGGUUCAGCUUGAAUUGCCGGUUACAGAGGCUCAGCAGCUGUUAUCUGCUUGCAUAGAAAAAGUAGAUGUUUCUAGCACAGAGGGAUAUGACUUAUUCAUCACACAACUGAAGGAUGGUUUAAAAAAUACCUCACAUGAAACAGCAGCAAAUCAUAAAGUUGCAAAGUGGGCAACGGUUACGUUCCACCUUCCUCAUCAUGUUUUGAAGUCUGUCGCCAGUGCCAUAGUAAAUGAACUCAAGAAGAUAAAUCAAAAUAUUGCUGCCUUACCUGUAGCAUCCUCUGUGAUGGAUAGGUUAUCUUACCUCUUACCCAGCGCACGACCAGAACUUGGUGUGGGACCUGGUCGAUCUGUGGACAGGUCUUUGAUGUAUAGUGAAGCUAACAGACGGGAGACAUUCACUUCAUGGCCCCAUGUGGGUUAUAGGUGGGCACAGCCAGAUCCUAUGGCUCAAGCUGGGUUCUAUCACCAGCCUGCUUCAUCAGGAGAUGACAGAGCCAUGUGCUUUACAUGUAGUGUGUGUUUGGUGUGCUGGGAGCCUACAGAUGAACCUUGGUCUGAACAUGAGAGACAUUCCCCAAACUGCCCAUUUGUGAAGGGUGAGCACACUCAGAAUGUACCUCUUUCAGUCACACUGGCAACAAGUCCAGCACAGUUUCCCUGCACAGACGGCACGGACAGAAUAGCCUGCUUUGGGUCUGGAAGUUGCCCUCAUUUUCUAGCUGCUGCAACAAAACGAGGAAAGAUCUGCAUAUGGGAUGUUUCCAAACUUAUGAAGGUCCACUUAAAAUUUGAGAUCAAUGCAUACGAUCCAGCUAUUGUGCAACAACUUAUGUUAUCAGGAGAACAGAGCUCAGGGGUUGACUCAAGGAGACCAACAUUAGCAUGGCUAGAAGAUUCAUCUAGCUGCUCAGAUAUACCGAAAUUAGAAGGAGACAGUGAUGACCUACUGGAGGAUUCAGACAGUGAAGAGCAUUCCAGGUCGGAAUCUGUGACAGGGCAUACAUCACAAAAAGAAACUAUGGAAGUCAGCCUUGAUAUAACAGCUCUCAGCAUUCUUCAGCAACCUGAAAAACUUCAGUGGGAAAUUGUUGCAAAUGUUCUGGAAGACACGGUUAAGGAUCUAGAAGAACUUGGGGCAAAUCCCUGUUUGGCCAACUGUAAGAGUGAAAAGAUGAAGGAAAAACAUCUAGAACAACACAACAUUCCCUUUCCUUGUUUAUUAGCUGGAGGUCUAUUAACAUACAAAUCACCUGCUACCUCUCCUGUUAGCAGUAACUCUCAGAGGUCACUGGAUGGCUUAAGUAGGACUCGAGGUGAGAGUGUCUCGGAACAGGGAUCAACUGACAAUGAAUCCUGCACUAAUUCAGAACUGAAUUCCCCUCUGGUAAGGAGGACUUUACCUGUAUUGCUGCUGUACAGCAUUAAGGAGUCUGAUGAAAAAGCAGGAAAACUCUUUUCACAGAUGAACAAUAUUAUGAGUAAAAGUAUACACGAUGAUGGUUUCACAGUUCCACAGAUCAUUGAAAUGGAGCUGGACAGUCAGGAACAGUUACUCUUACAGGAUCCCCCUGUGACUUAUAUUCAGCAGUUUGCAGAUGCUGCAGCCAACCUAACUUCUCCGGACUCGGACAAGUGGAGCUCUAUGGUUCCCAAGCCUGGGACCUUGGUUCAGUGCCUGCGUCUGCCCAAGUUUGCAGAGGAGGAGAACCUGUGUGUAGAUUCAAUCACUCCUUGUGCAGAUGGAGUUCAUUUGUUAGUAGGACUGCGGACUUGUCCUGUUGAAUCUCUGAGUGCAAUAAAUCAAGUAGAGGCCUUGAAUAAUUUAAAUAAAUUAAACUCGGCACUAUGUAAUAGAAGGAAGGGGGAACUAGAAUCAAGUCUUGCUGUAGUGAAUGGCACGAGUAUUGAUGUAAUCCAACAUGAGACACCAGCAGAUGUACCAACUCCUUUAAUAAUUCAGCCUGAACAGAGAAGUGUUAGUGGUGGAUACCUAGUGCUUUAUAAGAUGAAUUAUGCCACUAGAAUAGUUACUCUAGAGGAGGAACCGGUAAAAAUCCAGCAUAUCAAAGACCCCCAAGACACAAUUACCUCAAUGAUUUUGCUCCCACCAGAUAUAUUGGAUAAUCGAGAGGAUGACUGUGAGGAGCCUGUAGAGGAAAUACAAUUAACUUCUAAAAAUGGCAGUGGGAGAGAGAGAAGAUCUGAGAUCUCUACUCUUGGGCACCUGGUAAUAACUACUCAGGGAGGAUAUGUAAAAAUACUAGAUCUUUCGAACUUUGAAAUUCUGGCCAAAGUGGAGCCACCUAAAAAAGAGGGCACUGAGGAACCAGAUAUGUUUGUCUCUGUGAUAUACUGUUCGGGCACAGACAGAUUAUGUGCAUGCACCAAAGGUGGAGAACUUCAUUUCCUUCAGAUUGGAGGAACCUGCGAUGACAUAGAUGAAGCUGACAUACUUGUAGAUGGAUCCCUUUCCAAAAGUGUAGAACAGUCAUCAGAAGGCACCAAGCCCUUAUCUAACCCUUCUAGUCCAGGCAUUACAGGAGUUGAUCUUUUGGUGGACCAACCAUUUUCCCUUGAAACACUGACGUCCAUGGUGGAACUGACCCGGUUUGAGACCUUGACGCCACGGUUUUCAGCCACUGUCCCUCCCUGUUGGGUAGAAGUCCAGCAAGAGCAGCAGCAGAGGCGGCAUCCUCAGCAUUUGCACCAGCAGCACCAUGGGGAUGCAGCUCAGCAUACUCGAACUUGGAAGCUACAAACAGACAGCAACAGCUGGGAUGAGCAUGUCUUUGAACUGGUUCUACCUAAAGCCUGUAUGGUUGGACACGUGGACUUCAAAUUUGUUUUGAAUUCAAACAUCACAAACAUUCCCCAAAUUCAAGUGACUCUACUGAAAAAUAAAGCUCCAGGCUUAGGGAAGGUCAAUGAAGCAGCAGUAGAUAGACAGAUCACAUUUCCUUUAUCUCCAGCUCAUAAUACUGAAGUGGAGAGGAAUGGAAAACCAGGACUGGCUGAAUUCAAUGAAGACAUGCAGUAUAUGGAUGUAGAGGAACCACAAUGCAUGGCUGGUGGCAAGUACCGCUCCUUUUUAAUUCACGUUAAAGCAGUGAAUGACAGAGGAACAGAAGAAAUCUGCAAUGGUGGCAUUAGACCAGUUGUUAGAAUACCAUCUCUAAAACCCCAGACUAACAAGGGCCAUUCCCUUGCUUCAUUGUUGGCAAAAGUUGCAGCAGGCAAGGAAAAGCCAUCUAGCAAAAUUGAAGCCACUAAUUCUUCAAGGAAAUCAGAUAAUCUGAGAGGCUGUGAUUUACUUCAAGAAGUCUCUGUAACAAUUAGAAGAUUUAAAAAAACUUCCAUUUCAAAGGAAAGAGUUCAACGGUGUGCCAUGUUACAGUUUUCAGAGUUCCAUGAGAAGCUGCUCGCCACUCUUUGCAAGAAGACAGAUGAUGGUCUGACUACAGAACAUGCUCAGAGCCUCGUACUAGACACACUUUGUUGGCUGGCCGGAGUGUAUUCAAAUGGACCUGGCAG
This is a messenger RNA of Pterocles gutturalis (yellow-throated sandgrouse), 3902 nucleotides long. Its product is annotated as baculoviral IAP repeat-containing protein 6-like. Lineage: Eukaryota; Metazoa; Chordata; Aves; Pterocliformes; Pteroclidae. The annotation marks the transcript as partial. The transcript has 18 exons. The record is from RefSeq and is a predicted model, not a curated record.